Molecule: messenger RNA, 2088 nt
Organism: Puccinia triticina
Lineage: Eukaryota; Fungi; Basidiomycota; Pucciniomycetes; Pucciniales; Pucciniaceae
Exons: 7
Coding region: 1-2088 (695 amino acids)
Source: RefSeq, a predicted model, not a curated record
AUGGCCAGGUUCACACCCGAUCAGCUCCUCCUAUUCGUCCUCAUCAUUGCAGCAACCGGCUGGCUCGGCCCUAGCACUCAUCGGCAAGCCCAAAACUCCUCAGCAACAACAAACACCACUGCUAUUCCUACUAAUACCAACAGCACCAAUCCUACAUCUUCGGCAAACUCGAGCUCGAUCCUCAACAAGGAUGAGGCCGUGCCCCUGGACACCAAGAUCACCGUCCCCUUCUCCAUCCUCGGCGUCCUGCUCAUCGUCAGCGGCGCACCCAUGGGCUUCUGGGGCGGCCGGAACAGAUGGUCGAGCUACUUCCUCACCGGCGCGUUCGUCGGCGCGUUGUUGGUCAUGACCCCCAUCCUCAGGUUUGGUGUCAUCGAGCAGGACCGCCACCCUAGCACCGCCAUCCAGGGCGUCUUUGUCUUGGCUUGCUUUAUUUCGGCUGUUGCUGCGGGCGCAGUGGCCGUGAUCUUCUGGAAAGGUACCAGAUUCCUGGUCGGUGCCGGCGGCGGCUUCGUGCUCAGUCUCUUCAUCCUGUCGCUCAAAAGCAACUCACUCAUCCCCGCAGUCGGCCUCCGCUGGGUCGUCAUCCUCAUCAGCGCCUCCCUCGGCUUCGUCCUCGCCACAAUCCCCACGCUCACCAUCCAUGUGACCCUGUUCGCAACGGCCGCCAUGGGCGCCGCCGCCGUCGUGCUCGGCAUCGACUGCUUCACCACCGGCGGCCUGAAGGAGUUCUGGCUUUACAUCGUUGGCUUCGGCGGCAUGUUCCCUCGGCUCAGCUACUUUCCAUUCACAGUCACGAUGCAGGCCGAAUUGGGGGUCAUGGCCGGACUGUUUCUCAUGGGCGCCUCAGUCCAGUGGCGGUUACUGGAAGUGAUCCGGAAGAAGAUAGACGAACUCAAACAGCUCGAUCAAGACCGCAGAAUGCAGGAGGAUGCUGCCGCCUACAGGCAAUCGAUGGCCUUGGAUGCGGACCUUGCGCUCUGGGAGAAACGGCACGGCGAUGAUGGGGACAGUGUGACGAUGGCCGCCAGUCCGCCGAAGAAGUCCCACGCGCGCAAGAGCUCCCAGUUUUCGCUUUUACCCCGCCACCCCGCGUCGCCCUUGACGCCCCAGACCCCGCUGACCAUGUGCGAACAUACACCCCGGCCGUCGAACGAUCAUCUGCUCACGCUGGACGUCGGCGGAGGACUAGCCGGCUCACUCGGGAUCACCGAAGUGAAUCCUACUCCGAAUGCGCCCGGCGAGUAUUUGGCGCUUGACACGUCCGCGGAGCCCGCCGAGACGAUCCUGCCGCUUUACACCACCCCGCAGAAGUCCUCUGCCCCGCGUCCGUCCAGCCAGGCUGAGCGGACGGUAUCGAUAGACUUUGAGAAGUUCGAGAAUGACCGACGCGUCUCGCGCCCGCCGGGUGCGCCCGCAUCCUGGACGAGCCCGCUGAGCGGGGCCUCGAAGCUGACGCUCACCACGCCCUCGGGCUCGACCGGCCGCGCCAAGCUCGCCUCCCCGGGCCCGGCCUCGUCCCAGCGGAUCUCCUAUUCCCCGCGGAUCCCCGAGCACGAAGAGCUCCGCCCACCCCACCACCGGAGCACGACCGAGCAGCCGCCCGUCCGGCCCGCCUCCGAGCACCUCUCGCCCCUCCUCGCCCGGCGCUCCGAGGACGCCCCUCGCCCCCGCCCCGCGUCCCGCAUCAUCGUCGGCGCCUAUCCCGCCCCUUCCCCCCGCCCUCCUUCUCAGAACCGCGAGAGCAAGAUCAUGACCAUCGAGGAACUCGACCUUCGCCAUAAAUCCGCCAUGAAGAGGCUCCAGCACCCCACCACGGAGAAAAUCGCCGCCGCGCGCCCCGCCGACCGCGCCCUCCACCACUCCAGAUCCUCCGGCACGCUCGCGCCCCCUUCUUAUCCCUCCGUCACCGCCGACAACCGCCGCUCUUCUCACUUGCCCCCGGCCACCAGACCCGCACGACAUGAAGACGCCGAUCCCCGUCCUCGCUCGCGCCUCGUCUCGUCAUCCUCCGCCACCCGCCCCCCAUCCACCGCCACUCCUCCCCAACAGCCCUCUCAAAAAGCUGCCGCCUGGCUCUCCUAUUAG